This is a messenger RNA of Carassius carassius (crucian carp), 2640 nucleotides long. Its product is annotated as beta-1,4-galactosyltransferase 3-like. The record is from RefSeq and is a predicted model, not a curated record. Bases 296 to 1534 code for a protein of 412 amino acids. Gene Ontology annotation, molecular function: glycosyltransferase activity. The transcript has 7 exons. NCBI's taxonomy places the organism in Eukaryota, Metazoa, Chordata, Actinopteri, Cypriniformes, Cyprinidae. Gene Ontology annotation, biological process: galactosylceramide biosynthetic process; carbohydrate metabolic process.
GGGUGCAUAAUGAUUUGUGAUGGACAGGAUGAAGAGGACAGUGCUCUCUCUCUCCCCUGUGUUUGUGACCCGUCAGCACAGUGACUUCCACACACGCCAUAGAUGUCCACCCCUUAGCUCACUGAGCUAACUUUAUUUCUCCUCAUCACCCCUGUUAUCCUUCCACUCUUCCCUCUCUCAUGCCUCUUGCUCUGUCUUUACUCUGUCUCUCUUCUCUUAUCUGUUCCUUGUUCAUCCUCUUUAAUUUUCCCGUCCUCCCUUCCUCUGCCACUCCUGCUCUUUGUUGGAUGGCAUAAUGGUGUGCUGUGGUCGAGUGCUGGAUUCACCCUGCACUCUGGCUCUGUUGGUGGGCUUCCAGUUUGCGUUUGUCCUUUACUUCUCCCUUGGAGGCUUUCGUGGCCUAGUGUCUGUAUUGGUUCAUUCCUCUGAGCCUGAGAUCGACUACUCUCGACCGCAUGAUGUCUACACUAACCUCACCUCUCUGCUGCUCCACCAUCCAGGACCCGGUGGACCAGAACAGCAGCUCAGGGACUGUGUGCUGCCCUCUCCACUGCUGGUGGGUCCUGUUUCUGUCCACCUCUCCUCACCCCCUUCCCUGGAGAAGAUAAAAGAGAAGAACCCCUUGGUGACCUUAGGGGGUCAUUACAACCCGCCAAACUGUGAGCCACGGCACCACACAGCCAUCGUGGUCCCCUACCGGAACCGGCAGACCCACCUCCGCGCCCUCCUCUACCAUCUGCACCCCUUUUUGCAGAGGCAGCAGGUCCACUACGGCAUUUACAUUGUGCACCAGUCAGGGAACUCCACCUUUAACCGAGCGAAGUUGCUGAAUGUUGGAGUGCGGGAGGCACUGAAAGAGGAGAACUGGAGCUGUAUUUUCCUGCAUGACGUCGAUCUGCUGCCUGAGAAUGACCACAACACCUACACCUGCCACCCCCAGUACCCUACACACCUCUCUGUAGCUAUGGACAAGUUCAGAUACAGGCUUCCAUACUCCCAGUACUUCGGAGGGGUGUCUGCUGUAACUCCAGAGCAGUACCUCAAGAUGAAUGGCUUUCCAAACCAGUAUUGGGGCUGGGGAGGAGAGGAUGAUGACAUCGCAGCUCGAGUCCGUCUCUCUGGGAUGAAGAUAAUGCGCCCACCUUUGGCCAUUGGUCAUUAUAAGAUGAUCAAACAUAAAGGAGAUCAGGGUAAUGAGCAGAACCCGAGAAGGUUUGACUUGCUGAAGCGCACAAGGCUGAACUGGCGCUCAGAUGGACUGAAUUCACUGACUUAUGAGCUCCUGUCCAAAGAGUUGGAGCCAUUGUACACUAAUGUGUCUGUCAACAUUGGGGAUGAUCCACACCAUAACCCUAUGAAGGCUCUACCUUGGAAGUUAGAGCCUCAACCCGUUCCAACCAAUAAAACGAAGACUGAAAAAGUGGGUGUGGUCAUCAAUCAUAAUGCUACAAAAGUGGAGCUCACCCACUUGAAUGCCAGUAAUGUAAGUUCAAAUGUUGGUCAAAAAGCUCCUUUAAACCAGGAGGUGGGAUGAUUCUGAUAAUCAAGUAUCCACAGACAAUCCACAGGGUGAGUUAUUAAUGGAUAGUGGAGGAAAUACCAGUUUGCUCUUUGUUUUAUACCAUAAACCAUUGCUACUCUAGGCAAAUAAUUUAAUUCCACUGAAAGUUGACUGAAACGGUUUGGCCGCCUCUGAAUGUUGUUCAGCUGCUGAUAUGGUGACAUUUGCACAAGUCUGGAAUCAUAUGCUGAAGAUCUCGUUUUGCUGUAGGAGUCAUAUCAGAGUGGGCUGAGCUGUAAACCCUCUCGAAAGUGACCAGUCGAUGUACCUGUGCAAGUCCUGUGUGUUUUUGAGCCGAUGUGCUGCCAGCUGCUGCUCUUCACCCCACUGUGUGGGUCUGUUUUUCUGUGCCUUUUCUUGCCAUUGAUCCAGUCUCUUAUCAACAUGCCAUGACUUAAUCAAAAACAUUAUUACUGCACACCACUGUUAUUAAUACUACAGUUGAAUGCUCAUUCCACAUUUAUCUAUUUUUCUCUUCUUUUAAUAUCAGCACACACUGCUUUGUGAUCUAGAGCUUGAGCAGACAUGUCACUGUGGUCUAUUUUUGGUCUUACUGUACAAACUUAGAAAGGUGUGAUCUUUCUCUUUUAGCUGCUCAAGAUACCUAUUAAUAGUUUUAUGAUAUUGUGUAAAAGAUAAUUAUUUUAGGUAUUGUGUGGUGCCUUUGUUGGAUUCCAUUUUGGUUGUAGACAAUCACUGGGAUAAGCAUAUAAAAUUACCAAAUUAUGUAGAAUCUUUUCCCACUUCUAUUUGUUAAAUAGAUUUGAUGGUUUAGGUUGAAGUGUGACUUUAGUCUAAGACGUUAGUUGUUAUUUUAAGAUUUUAUUACAUUCAACAGGUAAGGGGUACUUUUAUGGUUCGUUAUAUAGAAAGAAUACAUUUUAUUUGUUAGACAAAAAUAUUGGUUGUAUCACCAUCAUGGCACUUUUACAGCAUGUAAAAAAACUGCACUCUGUAUUAAACACAGUCCUAGAGUGUAAGGUACAUUUAAAGAACAAAGAUAUUAGUGACAUACAUUUUACUUUGGAAAUAAAAACUGCAUUGAACAUUAAAUUAGCAGGUUCACUUACAUUUUUCAA